Messenger RNA from Drosophila erecta, 6994 nucleotides. RefSeq names its product MAGUK p55 subfamily member 3 (gene sdt). Gene Ontology annotation, cellular component: adherens junction; plasma membrane. Lineage: Eukaryota; Metazoa; Arthropoda; Insecta; Diptera; Drosophilidae. The record is from RefSeq and is a predicted model, not a curated record. Gene Ontology annotation, molecular function: protein binding. The transcript is spliced from 17 exons. The coding region runs from base 1 to 5760 and encodes 1919 amino acids. Gene Ontology annotation, biological process: morphogenesis of an epithelial sheet; establishment or maintenance of epithelial cell apical/basal polarity; protein localization to plasma membrane.
AUGCAAGCGAACAGCAGCCGCUCCAACUUAAGCGCACAAUCCUCGGGCACGCCGUCGGCCUCAACGAUCUCCUCGUCCCAGGGCAAGCAACAAGUUGUCGAACUAUCGGGCUAUGUCAUCAUACUCGUCGAAAAUGUGGAGGGUAAAAUUAAACUAUACGGCUCACCGCCCGAUCGCGAUAAUCUGGAAGUGGGCGAUGAGAUACUCGAGGUCAAUGGCCUGACCCUGGAGAAUAUAUCGCGCACGGAGGUCAUUCGCCACAUACACGACUGCAUCAAAUCCUGCACCAUUUGUCUGCGUGUGCGAAAGAAGAAUGAUUCACGACUGGCCUGGGAUAUUGGCAAUUCGGUGCAGGACGCCUUCGUCAUCGCCGUCGAGGAGCACGCCCGCGAACGUCUGCAGAGAUUGGCGGCCUUGAACCGGGUCACGCCCGUCGACAUUACCCAGCUGUCCAAAAAGCUGCAGCAAACGAAGAGCGGCACGGCGACAAGUCAGCGCCAGGACCUCAGCUUCCUGAACGAGUCGACGCCCAUCUAUGUGACGUCCUUCACGAGCAACCAGAUCACCUGCAGCAGUUCCACGAUGACGACGGCCACCGCCGGCGGGCCGAUCAGCGCACCAUCGCUGGCCACGGCCACCACCACCGUGCCGACGGCAUCCUCCCACACCACCACGGUGGUGGCCCAGAUCGAGCACGGGGCAUCUGCGCUGGUCAGUGCCGCCGUGGCAGCAGCCACUGCGGCGGAUCGGAAUGCCAAUAGCACCACAUCGGCGGCCCUGAAGCAGACGGCCAACUGCAUUGGCAGCACCACCAGCCAGUCGGCCAGCAGUGCCAUGGGGCAAAUCUACCAGACCAGCCAGGCGCAGCAGCAGCAGUUGCAACAGUUGCAGCAGCAACUUGCGGCAGCAGCAGCGGCGGGGAAGCCGCUGCAGGCCAAGUCCCUCUUGGCCAGCAGCCUGCAACAUCUGGCCGAGGAGGUGGACAACGAGGAUCUGGACGAUGAUGACGACGUGGAUGGCGCCAACUAUUGUGGCAUAACCUAUAUUAGCUACAACAACAAGCAUGCCCAGCUGCCGACGACAACACUGCCGGCGGCCACCGCGUUGCCAGCGGCAGCUGCAUCACUGGCCACCACGGCGGCGAUUUACCAGCAGAGGCAGCAGCAGCAGCAACAGCAGCAGCAGCAGCAGCAGGUGCACCACCACAACCACCCACCAACGACGAGCCAACUCAAUCGACCCACAGCACCGGCGCCGCUGCAACUUGGAGGUCCUGUCAAUCCCAGCUUCGUGGACGCCCAGACAUCCACAUCGCCGCUGAUGGGACACUAUCAGCAGCAGCAGCACCAGGAUGUGGAUGCAGCAGCGCCCUCGUCGUCAUCAUCAUCGGCGGUGGUGGUGGAACGGCAUGUGCAUGGCACCACCACGCCCAAAACGGAGUACUCCACGGCCAUAUCGAGUGGCCAGUUGCAGCAGGCCUUUGCCGAAUUGCAGCUGCACUCGAGCAACAAUAAUGCAACACAGCAGCAGCAACAGCAACAGCAGCAACAUUUACUUUUAAGCAACAACAAUAAUAGCAAUAAUUCAAUGGCAGCGGCACAGACAACUGCAUCUCUGAUGAAGAAUUGUGAUCUACUGAUAUCGAACAAUCUGUAUCCACCGAGAAGAGAGUUACUACAAGACGUCAUAGUCCAUCAGGGCAGUGAUGUGCAUUCAUACAGCACGAGUGCAUCAGCAGCGAUCGCCAGCAGCAGCAACAGAUCACAGCAGCAGCACCAGUUGCUGAGUGCCGCCUACGAGUUGCAGCAGCAACAGCAGCAGUUGCAACUGCAGCACCAGCAGCAGCAGCAGCACAGUCCCACAAGUAGCAUAUCAAUUGGAAGAACUGAACUUUUACUGGGCGAUCAGAGUUUGCGGCAGGAUCCCAGGGGGAAUCGCCGGCGCUCCGGAUCGAGCAUUGUUGUGCUGGAUGGCGACGAUUUGAAGCCAUGUCUGCCGGAUGACUACAUAAGCGGCCAGCACCAUCUGAACCACCAGCAGCAGCUGCAACUACAGCAGCAGCUGCAGCAGCAGCAUCCGCUCCAGCAGCAACACUAUCGCACGCACUCGGGCGACAUCAGGGAGAUUGACCAGGAAAUGCUGACCAUGCUGUCCGUGAACCAAGAUAACGGUCCACACCGUGAGAUGGCCGUCGAUUGUCCGGAGACGUUCAUCGCACGCAACAAGACGCCACCCCGAUAUCCGCCACCCCGUCCACCACAGAAGCAACACCAAGUGACAACCGCAGUGGCAGCAACACAGGUGGCACAACAGCAGACGCCCAGCCACAAGUUGCAGGCGACAUUGAGCAGCGAUCCGAACGGCAACAGCAACAGCAACACCGUUGGCAGCAGCAGCAGCAACAACAGCAGCAUCACGGACGACUUCCUGUGCGUUGUGGAUGGGCUGUAUCAGGGACGCAAGGACUCGGCCUCGCCCUCAUCGAGUGCCUUCGAUGAGGUGAUGAGCAAACACACCCUGGACUCCUUCGGCAGCAUCGCCUAUCGUCACCUGCACCAGCAACACCAGGCGACGAGCAACGGCAACAGCAGCAACACGAGCAACACCAACAGCAAUGGCAACACGAGCAACAGCACAGCUGUUUCGACCAAAGCACCAGCGGUAGCCAAAACAGGUGCGAGCAGCGGCAACAGCAACAGCAACUCGCUGAACAGCAGCAACAGCUCGAUGCACACCAGCAGCAGCAGCAGCGGGCACAGCAGCAACAUAGCCAGUGCCACAUCAUCAUCCUCCUCCGCCACCAGCAGCUCAACGGUGCCCGAUGACCUGAGCCUGGCGCCGCCCGGCUACGAGGUGAGCCAGCAGCAACAGCAGCAGCAACAUUUGGUUGCAGCUCCCGUGGCAAUGUUGCUGCCACCGCUGGCCAAGCAUCGCGAGUUGCCCGUGGACGUGCCGGACAGCUUUAUCGAGAUGGUCAAGACUACGCCAAGAUAUCCGCCACCAGCUCACCUCUCCUCGCGCGGAUCGCUGUUGUCGAACGGCAGCGCCUCCACCGCCCACACCACGCUCUCCUCGAUGGGCGUGUCGCAUUCGCCUGUCACUGCAACAGCAGCAACAGCAGCUGCAACAGCAGCAGCAACAGCAGCAGCAACAUCAACGACAUCAGCAUGUGCAGCCACUGCUGUUGCUGCUGCUGCUGCGGUUUCUGGCGUUGCUGACGGCGAUGCGAAGCGGGUGGCCGAUGAGCUCAAUGGGAACGCCAAGCCCGUACCACCGCCACGUGAUCAUCUGCGGGUGGAGAAGGACGGGCGGCUGGUCAACUGCUCCCCCGCACCUCAGCUUCCGGAUCGCAGGGGGCCGGGGAAUGGGAGCAGCGGGAGCAGCAGUGGCGCAACAACGCAUCCGCUGCAGCACCAGCAGAUCGCCCAGAUUGUGGAGCCCACUUUGGAGCAGCUGGACAGCAUCAAGAAGUACCAGGAGCAAUUGCGCCGACGACGCGAAGAGGAGGAGCGCAUAGCGCAGCAAAAUGAAUUCCUGCGGAAUAGUCUUCGUGGCUCCCGGAAGCUGAAGGCGCUCCAGGAUACGGCCACGCCCGGAAAAGCGGUUGCCCAGCAGCAACAGCAGGCAACGGUGGCCACCCAGGUGGUUGGCGUGGAGAAUGAGGCAUAUCUGCCCGACGAGGACCAGCCGCAGGCGGAACAGAUUGAUGGCUAUGGCGAGCUGAUAGCGGCCCUCACCCGCCUGCAAAACCAGCUGAGCAAGAGCGGACUGAGCACGCUGGCGGGUCGAGUUUCGGCUGCUCACAGUGUCCUGGCCAGCGCCAGUGUGGCCCAUGUCCUGGCCGCUCGCACCGCAGUCCUCCAGCGACGACGUUCCCGCGUCUCUGGUCCACUACAUCACAGUGCCCUGGGAUUGCAGAAGGAUAUCGUGGAGCUGCUCACGCAAUCGAAUACUGCAGCGGCCAUUGAGCUGGGCAACCUGCUGACCAGCCAUGAAAUGGAGGGUCUGCUCCUGGCCCACGAUCGCAUUGCCAAUCACACGGAUGGCACGCCCUCGCCUACCCACUCGCCCAUUCCGGCAGUUGGAGUGGCGACGGGAUCCACAAUCAGCAGUCCGGUGGCUGGGCCCAAGCGAAACCUAGGUAUGGUGGUGCCACCGCCCGUCGUCCCACCCCCACUGGCGCAACGUGGAGCAAUGCCACUGCCGCGGGGGGAGUCGCCACCACCGGUUCCCAUGCCACCACUGUCCACAAUACCCUUGUCCAUGCCCGUCAAUCUGCCAAUGAGUGCGUGCUUUGGCACGCUAAACGAUCAGAACGACAACAUCCGGAUCAUCCAGAUCGAGAAGUCCACGGAGCCGUUGGGCGCCACGGUACGCAACGAGGGUGAGGCGGUGGUCAUCGGCAGGAUUGUGCGUGGUGGAGCGGCGGAGAAGUCGGGACUGCUGCACGAAGGCGACGAGAUCCUGGAGGUCAACGGUCAGGAGUUGCGUGGCAAGACGGUGAACGAGGUGUGCGCCCUUUUGGGCGCCAUGCAGGGCACCCUGACCUUCCUGAUCGUUCCCGCGGGUAGUCCGCCGUCCGGCGGCGUAAUGGGCGGAACUACGGGCAGCCAACUGGCCGGACUGGGUGGAGCACACCGCGACACCGCCGUUUUGCACGUCCGGGCGCACUUCGACUACGAUCCAGAGGACGAUCUGUAUAUACCCUGCCGGGAGCUGGGCAUCAGCUUCCAGAAGGGCGAUGUGCUGCACGUGAUCAGCCGCGAGGAUCCCAACUGGUGGCAGGCGUAUCGCGAGGGCGAGGAAGACCAAACGCUGGCUGGUCUUAUUCCUAGUCAGUCGUUCCAGCAUCAGCGCGAGACCAUGAAGCUGGCCAUUGCGGAGGAGGCGGGACUGGCCCGGUCCCGCGGGAAGGACGGAUCAGGCAGCAAAGGAGCCACACUCCUAUGUGCGCGCAAGGGUCGCAAAAAGAAGAAGAAGGCCAGCUCCGAGGCGGGAUAUCCCUUGUACGCCACCACGGCGCCGGAUGAAACAGAUCCGGAGGAGAUACUCACCUACGAGGAGGUGGCUUUGUACUAUCCCCGCGCUACCCACAAGCGGCCCAUUGUCCUCAUCGGACCGCCCAACAUCGGAAGACAUGAGUUGCGCCAACGCCUGAUGGCCGACUCGGAGCGUUUCUCCGCCGCAGUGCCACUCUUCUACUUGCUGGAGGAGCGGCUCAAACCGGCCAAGAUCAAGGCUCAGGUCAAGGAUACAUCACGAGCCCGCAGGGAGGGCGAAGUGCCCGGAGUGGACUACCACUUCAUCACGAGACAAGCCUUCGAGGCGGAUAUUCUGGCGCGCCGCUUUGUGGAGCACGGUGAAUACGAGAAGGCCUACUACGGCACAUCACUGGAGGCCAUACGCACGGUGGUGGCCAGCGGCAAGAUCUGUGUGCUCAACCUGCAUCCGCAGAGCCUCAAGCUGCUGCGCGCCUCUGACCUCAAGCCGUAUGUGGUGCUGGUGGCGCCGCCCAGCUUGGACAAGCUGCGCCAAAAGAAGCUACGCAACGGUGAACCCUUCAAGGAGGAAGAGCUCAAAGACAUCAUUGCCACGGCCAGGGAUAUGGAGGCCCGUUGGGGUCACCUAUUCGACAUGAUCAUCAUUAACAACGACACGGAGCGCGCCUACCACCAACUGCUGGCCGAGAUCAACUCGCUGGAGCGCGAGCCCCAAUGGGUGCCCGCCCAGUGGGUGCACAACAAUCGCGACGAGUCAUAAUGGGGUCAUCAGCACCCCCUACCACUACACUACCACCUACCCUAGGAUCCACCACCCAAGAAAUGAAUACCAACCCAAACUCUUUGUAAAUACAAUUUUCAAUUGAGCCAUUAUGCGGAGAGCAGGAUCGAUUCCAGUCCAGUAGUUCGGUUUGCCUGCCGAUGCGAUUAAAACCCUACCCCUCCAAUAUUAUAUAUAAAUACAUAUACUUAUACUAUUCGUUGCACAUGUGCAUUUUAGUCUUAGAGAGAACGAGUUUUUAUUGUGUGUACCCCUGUUUUAAAAGCAUUCCAACCUCUUUAUGUAUGUUCACAAAAUUUGCUGUUCGAUGAACCGAUUUCGGGAAUGCCACAGAGGACUGGUAACUGAAAUCAGUGAUUUUUAAACCCAAGUGCUUCUUGUGUCAUUUCCGCUCUUUUUUUUACCACUACCACUAACUUAUAUAUUGUAAAAGUAUGUUUUUUUUUUUUGUAUUUAAAUUAAGCUUGGACACUUCCUUAAUUUCAAAGGGCAAAUUGAAAUUGUAAAAUAACGAACCAGCAAAGGAAGGCCAGAAUCGAUAUGAUAGUACCCUAGUACCCAAUAAAAUGUGUAAUAAUACCCAUAAGUGACUCCGAAUGUUAACAGAGCCAGAACAAUCCGUAGGCAGCUGUGCGAGGGGAGAUCGAUCCGAAGGAUGUAGAUUCACAUUCAGAUUCAGAUUCAAAUUCAGCUGCAGAAUCAGAAAAUGACAGAGAAACCGAAUCAGAAGCAGAUACCGAUGCAAGUGUUGCAAUUACGUAAUCUAUUUACUUUAUAAAAUAUAUACUAUAUGGAUAUACAUACACAUAAAUUAUAAAUCGAAGCGUACUUAAUACAAUUCAUUUUUAACAAAACGAAUGCAAGAGCAAAGUGAAAAAUAAAAAUAAAAUAAAAACCGUUCAUAAGAGAGAAACAACAAAAUCAGUAAGUCAUUGCCAAAAAACAAAAAUAAAAAACGAAGAAUUAAAUAAAUUGGAGUUAGACGAGGAGAGUUAGGAGAAUCACUUAGAAAAACCACUCCACGAGCGAAAUUGUUAAAAACAAAAACGGAAACGAAAAAACAAAAUAUUUAGCCAACUUUAAGCACUGUAAGAUAAUGGAAAACCCAAUAAACGAAUGCAAAUAGUAAGCCGGCAAGAAAAUGAUUUAGGCUAAGGCAUCAGAAAGAAAAACAAAAUCGAUAAACGACAAAACAAAGUAAUUCCCAAGUAAA